CGUUCUCUCCCACCAUCGUGGAUAUAACCUCUAUCAACGCUGAGGAGGGUAAAGAACACACAGUGUUGAAGGAAUUUUGACAUGGGACGUCUUGGCUGCCUCUUGGCGACGGUGGUGUUAUCGCUGGCGUCUUCUUUAGACGCCUCCCUCAUCUUCGACGCUGCCGACAUAACAGUGACAUCAGGGGAGUCGCUGACUCUCUCUUGUGGCGUCAAGCAGGAUUUUCAUCUCUGUUUCUGGGACCACGAAGAUGGAAGGAGUUUCCAGGUUGAUAAUGUCCACAGCGGCGUUCAUCCUGGGAUGAGAGCACCCGAGGACCUCACAGACAACCAAUGUGGCAUCGUCAUCGACUCUGUCAGCGUCGAGGACUCAGGGGCGUGGACGUGUAGAGUGUUUCUCACUGGCCGUGGAGGAGAAUUACGCAACUCCAAGACAGUAGCAGCGUGUCACGACUCUUUCGUGUCCCUGGGAGGCGGCUGCUUCCACUUUAAUGAGGAUCUCUGGCUGGACUGGUACGAUGCCAGAUUCUACUGCCAGAACCUCGGCACCUCAGAAUUCACUUCUGACCUGGCAUCGGUGGACGACUGCGAUCAGUUGACAGCAAUCAGGAACCACAUUGUCUCGGAAUAUGGGCCUCUUUGGCACUGGCUUGGUGGCACUGAUGCUGCACAAGAAGACAAUUGGUACUGGGUGACUGGUGGCUCCGUGCCACGAGACCUGCCUUUCUGGUACCCAGACCACCCAUACAACAAUGAAGAGAGAAACUGCUUGUAUAUGGAGAAGUACAGCGGCUACUUCUGGGACAAUGACUGUGAGGAAGCCGGGCCCUUCAUCUGUGAAGAGUUUCCGGUCCCCUUAUUGCACAAAUAAUAAAGAAUCAUUGAGUUUCACAUAGCUUUACGCAAGAAUUUUACAGUAAUAAAAAGACACAUACAUUGAUAAAAUAAAUUUA
Messenger RNA from Cherax quadricarinatus, 952 nucleotides. Its product is annotated as snaclec 3. Gene Ontology annotation, cellular component: external side of plasma membrane. Lineage: Eukaryota; Metazoa; Arthropoda; Malacostraca; Decapoda; Parastacidae. Gene Ontology annotation, molecular function: carbohydrate binding. The record is from RefSeq and is a predicted model, not a curated record. Gene Ontology annotation, biological process: biological process involved in interspecies interaction between organisms.